AUCAGGUGCUUGUGUUUCUUUUUACAGGAUCAAAAAAAUAAUAUUUACUUGCUUAUUUAUAUAUAGCGGAACUGGAAUUAUGACUAGUGCUCCACAGCAGAUAAAUUUGGCAGCAUUGCCAACACACGAACUAAAACAUCUUGUUGAGCAAAUGCAGCAAGAAGUUGACAUAUUAAGUAACAGUCUUCAAUCACUGAAAUCUGCACAAUCCCAGUUUGCAGAAUCUAAAUCAUGUUUGGAGCUUUUGCAGAAAUCUGAAAAAGGUAAAGAAAUUUUGGUGCCGAUGUCCGGUUGUCUCUAUGUCCCAGGAAAUCUCAAUGAAACAGAAAAUGUCAUGGUUGAUAUUGGAACAGGAUAUUAUGUUGAAAAGAAAACAAAAGAUGCUGAAGAAUAUUUUAAUAGAAAAGUUGAUUACUUGAAGCGACAAAUGGAGUCUUUGCAAACUAUUUUGCAGCAAAAAUUUCAAAAUAAACAAAUGGUUACAGAAGUUCUUCAAACAAAACUCAUACAACAAUCGCAGCAAAAAUAAAAAUAUUGUUUCAAAUGUAGUAGUUCGUGGUGCACAUCAUGGACUGCAAUAUUAGUAGCCAUCACAGUGUCAUGGGUUUGCUUCUAGAUCAUUGACCAUCACACAUCUCUUUUCACAUUUAUCAUUUUGAUUUCAUAUGUAAACAUGGAGGAUUUCUGGUCAGUACAUUGAGGAUAUUACUUUUUGCCUAUGAUGUCAUAGAAUGUCAUGUUAUUCCAGUGGACAAAAAUCUCAUUCUGCUCAUUGAUUUGAGUUUUGUCAGAUGAAUGAUAUCUGCUAUUCACAUUAAUAAAAAUAGUUUAAAAUGUAAAAUAUUCAGAUAUUGUCGAUGAUUCUUUUAGCUAUGUUAAGUAAAUUGCUACUAAAAAUAUGUUGCUAAUGC
Molecule: messenger RNA, 911 nt
Organism: Styela clava
Lineage: Eukaryota; Metazoa; Chordata; Ascidiacea; Stolidobranchia; Styelidae
Product: prefoldin subunit 5-like
Biological process (GO): RNA polymerase III assembly; RNA polymerase I assembly; protein folding
Cellular component (GO): prefoldin complex; cytoplasm
Source: RefSeq, a predicted model, not a curated record